UCAAUUGAAGUGCUUGAUUCUAUCCGCUCAAUCAAAUACCAUAAUACCAGUCCUGCAAUUAUGGCGGCGGAGAAGGCCCUUGUCCCCGUCAACUCCCCCGUAAAGCUGACGGUGCGAGAGAAGCUUGACUUGCUACGAGCCGGUCUCGGUCUGCUUGCGACUGGCAUCGCUGCGGCCGUCACUGGCCUGGUGCGCCAGCAGGAUGGCGCCAGGUCAUACAGGACUCACAUCCGCCAUGCGGUCGUUCGGCGAUUCCUCUGGCGGAUGUCCAUAAGGCAGCUUCAUUUCAUCUAUCCAUCUACGGCGCAGAAUUAUGAAACGUUCUCGAAGAAGCGUCGCCUCAAGCCGGAUACCGUGCAGCUUGAACAUGGCGCUCAGGGGCACUGGAUCGGCAAGAAAGACGCAAAGAACGUAGUGGUCUACUUCCACGGCGGUGGAUUUGCGCUCCCUGCAUACCUGGCUUACUUCCAGCUGUACGCCGACAUGCUCAAGAAGCUCAAUGCAGCUGGCAAGGACGUCGCUUUCUUCUUCCUCUCAUAUACCCUCACCCCUGAAGGCGUUUAUCCUACACAGCUACGACAAGCCGUCGAAGCUCUCCGCUACAUCACUGUCGAGACAGGCCGUGAGCCUCAAAAUGUCUUGAUUGGCGGUGACUCUGCAGGAGGGAACCUGACGCUGGGCGUGCUUUCGCAUCUCUCCCAUCCGCAUGAAGCUAUCAAGCCGCUGGAACUAUCCGGUCCACUUGGGGGUGCGUUCACCAUGGCCCCUUGGGUCUCGAUGGAUAAAGAUUAUCCCUCAUACACCAGCAAUGCGAAGAAGGAUUACCUCUCGAUGAAGAGUGGAGAGUACUGGGGCAAGGCGUAUAUCGGCGACGGGAAGCUGGACAAUUAUAUCCAGGCCAACCAGGCACCGGUGGAAUGGUGGAAGGACGUCAAGACCAAGGCGCUGCUGGUGUUUAUUGGAGGGGAUGAUGUGCUUGUUGAUGCAGUCGGUCAAUUCGUUGACAAGAACAAGUCUGCCAUUCCAAAUCUCAAGUAUGUUGUUUGCGAGGGUGAGCCACAUGUUGGUCCUAUCUUCAAUCGUAUUAUGGGCGCAAAAAAAGAAACUGGAAUGGGCAGCACAUUGCGGCUUUGGCUCAUGGAGAAGUUGCCGUAG
Messenger RNA from Trichophyton verrucosum HKI 0517, 1155 nucleotides. Its product is annotated as lipase/thioesterase family protein. Gene Ontology annotation, molecular function: hydrolase activity. The annotation marks the transcript as partial. The record is from RefSeq and is a predicted model, not a curated record. Lineage: Eukaryota; Fungi; Ascomycota; Eurotiomycetes; Onygenales; Arthrodermataceae. The transcript has 4 exons.